GGGGGUAGCUCGACCGACCUUGGAGGUUGAAGGCUGACGAACGACUGACACCCAUUUAUCGACGAACGUACAUCACCAGAACAUUCACUUCCCUCCAACAACGACCCGAAAAACUAACAACAGCAGCCAACAUGGAGGUACUACUGGGUAUCACGGGCAAGGACUUUACCAUCAUCGCAGCUUCCAAAGCUGCCAUGCGUGGCGCGACAGUUCUCAAGGCUGCCGACGACAAGACGAGAGCUCUCAACAAGCAAACACUGAUUGCAUACUCUGGCGAGUCGGGCGAUACUGUCCAAUUCGCCGAUUACAUCCAAGCAAACUCCCAGCUCUACUCCAUGCGCAACGAGACGGACCUCUCCCCCUCUGGUCUCGCCAACUUCGUCCGCGGCGAACUCGCCUCCAGCCUGCGGUCGCGGAAGCCGUACAACGUCAACCUGCUCCUCGGCGGCGUCGACCCCAUCACACAGAAGCCCGCGCUGUAUUGGCUGGACUACCUCGCAUCGCUGGCGCCCUUGCCAUACGCCGCUCACGGCUACGCACAAUACUACUGCUUGUCGAUCCUCGAUAAACACCACCACCCCGACAUUACGCUCGGCCAGGGCAUCAAAAUCCUCAACUUGUGUACAGACGAGCUGAAGAGACGGUUACCGAUUGACUUCAAGGGCAUGACUGUCAAGGCCGUGACCAAGGACGGCAUCGUGGACAUAGAGUUCGACGAUGACAAGGUGGUGAAGGCCGCUUGAGGUGAUGGUUUGUGGGAUACGAUGACAGAGGGGAGGAUGAGCCUUUUGCCGAUGGGUGUGAGGGUGAGGAACCCGUCUUGCCAGCAAAAUGUAUUACUAGACCGGGCUGGUAAAUGAAUGAUACAGGCAUUAGUUCUAUCACGACAAACCCUUUUUUGAUUCCCAGUCAAUAUCCUGCGUGGAUGUUGGACC
Messenger RNA from Colletotrichum destructivum, 935 nucleotides. RefSeq names its product Putative proteasome, subunit alpha/beta, proteasome beta-type subunit, nucleophile aminohydrolase. Gene Ontology annotation, cellular component: proteasome core complex; nucleus; cytosol. The transcript is spliced from 4 exons. Gene Ontology annotation, biological process: proteasomal protein catabolic process. NCBI's taxonomy places the organism in Eukaryota, Fungi, Ascomycota, Sordariomycetes, Glomerellales, Glomerellaceae. The coding region runs from base 132 to 743 and encodes 203 amino acids. The record is from RefSeq and is a predicted model, not a curated record.